GAACGAAUCAAAUCUAGGGUUUCUACGAGGCGACUACAUCAGGAAUUAUGCCGCGCUAUAAUGACCGCUAUGAUGAUCGCCACCACGAUGAUCGCCAUGGAACUACCCGCCUUUAUGUUGGACACUUGGCUUCACGUACAAGAUCACGUGAUUUGGAAGACAUUUUUAGCAGAUAUGGAAGGUCAAUGGUGAGAAGUUGCCUUUUGGUGUUUGGUGGAAAGAGUCGUUAUCCACGCAGAUUGUGUAGGAGACUUUGGCGAUUCUUUCUAUAAAUGUUUUGGGUCUUUUUUUGAUGGAAAAUGGCUACAAACUGAAAGUGGUGUUUAGUUCAUCUUUGAGGGGCAAAGUUUCAGCCCUUUGGUGCUUAAUGUCAUGAUGGCCUUACUGUUUCUGGCACCCGUUUAACGCAGAAUUCGUGAUGUGGACAUGAAGCGUGAUUUUGCCUUUGUGGAAUUUAAAGACCCAAGGGAUGCUGAUGAUGCAAGAUAUAGCUUAAACGGCCGUGAUGUCGAUGGAAGUCGUAUCGUGGUGGAAUUUGCAAAAGGGGCUCCGCGAGGGGGCGGCGGCGGCGGUGGUGGUGGUCGCGGUGGUGGUGGUGGUGGCUAUGGCGGCUCUCGUGAAUUCCUUGGUAGAGGUCCUCCACCAGGAUCAGGCCGUUGUUUCAACUGUGGACUUGAUGGUCAUUGGGCCCGUGACUGUAAAGCUGGUGAUUGGAAGAAUAAGUGCUAUCGCUGUGGAGAACAGGGUCAUAUAGAAAGGAAUUGUCAGAACAGUCCGAAGAAAGUGAAGCGUGGAAGGAGUUACUCACGCACUCCGUCCCCACCUCGGCGUGGAAGGAGUCAGAGUCGUAGCGUUAGCAGGAGCCGCAGCCGAUCGAGGUCACCUGCAAGACGAGAACGCAGCGUUGAACGUGCUGAAAGAAGGUCAAGAAGCCCAAGGAGAAAUCGAGCUUCUUCGCCACAAACAUCCAAAGGGAGGAAACAAAGCCCAUCACAAUCACCAACAGAUGAUGCAAGGAGGCCAAAGGCAGCAAGCAGAAGCCCUGUGGAAGAUGAUGUUCGUGAUGUCAGCCGUAGCCCUGACAAUAGGAGCCCUGCUGAAGAAAAUGGGCACAGCCGUAGCCCGAGCCCGGUGACUAGAGACAACGGGACCCCUAUUGAGGAUGAAGAUGUUGUAAACAAUGGUUCGCCUGAGCCCAGCGAAUCUGGUUAAAUGCUGUGUUACUUGAGAUUACCCGUAUGAACCCUUAGUAAUCUGAAUUUGAAUCUUGUGAAAGAUAAAGGAAACAUUGUGAACCAUAAGUUUCUUAAUUUCGGUGUUUGGUGUUAAUGAAGAUAACUGAAGCAACUUGAUUUGUUUUGUGUUUAA
This is a messenger RNA of Helianthus annuus (common sunflower), 1368 nucleotides long. Its product is annotated as serine/arginine-rich splicing factor RS2Z33. The record is from RefSeq and is a predicted model, not a curated record. Gene Ontology annotation, molecular function: zinc ion binding; mRNA binding. The coding region runs from base 427 to 1212 and encodes 261 amino acids. Gene Ontology annotation, cellular component: nuclear speck. The transcript is spliced from 7 exons. NCBI's taxonomy places the organism in Eukaryota, Viridiplantae, Streptophyta, Magnoliopsida, Asterales, Asteraceae. Gene Ontology annotation, biological process: mRNA splicing, via spliceosome.